GGGCGGGGCCUCGCCGCUCUUUCUCCAAUGCGCGCGCGCUCUUUCGGUUCGCUCCGCGUUCCAGGCCGAGGCGACGUCGACGGCGAGGCUCAUUCCGCCUCACAGCGCUGAGGCGGCAAGAAGCAGGGGGUCCCCGCUGCCGCCGGACCGACUGACUCCCCCCAGCCUCGCCUCAUGGAGCCCGGCGGCCUUGCCCCGCCGAGGCUCUCUCACCGCCGCCGCCUCCUCCUGCAGGACCAGCCGCGCUGCCCCGCUCCCAAGGGUCUCGGAGGCCUCCCCGAACCCGCCGGCCUCGCUCGCGGCGCCGACCGCCGGAGGAGCCUGGGCUGCGGCGGCUCAAGUGAAAAUUGUGUACAAACGUCGGAAGAAAAGAAUGUCAAUCUGCAAAGGACGUCGUCUUCUGAAUCUACAGAUUCAGGUUGCUGUAUGGAUUCUCCUACCCAGCUCGGCAUGAAAAAUCUUGAUGAAAUUUUUAGAGUGCCCAUGCGGAGAAUGCACUCCCUCCCGCAGAGCCUUUUGGGAUGCAGUCCUGCUCUGAAGAGGAGCCACUUAGAUUUGCUCAGUUGUGAUGUCUUCCAGGGAUGUGGCCCUGAGGAGAACAAAGAGAAUGAACCAUUUGAAUUCAAAAAGCCAACAAAGCCAGCUUCUCGUACCUGUCUGCGUACCUCUUCCCUUGAAGAUGAAGCGUUGAGGCAGGAGCCCGCCACAACACUUUUGUUUCAUAGUGGAAAAGUUGACAACUAUCAAGAAAGCUUCAGUCCAGCAUUUCUGAGGCCACUGUCCCGAGGGGCCUCAGAAACUGAGGAAGAUGAUGACGAUGAUGAUGGAUUCUUAGAGAUAAUGGAUGGUCCAGAUGUCUGCAACGAUGGUGAGAUGCCCUCUGACGUGGCCAGCCUUUGGACAGCUCCUCUAGUCAUGAAGAAAGGGGAGGAUGCCCAUAAUAAACAGUGCAGGUUGCUGGGCGUGGAAAGCGAGCCGUACAGCAUGGCCAAAGCUGCCCUGAAGAGAACGGGACGAUCCCCAGAAGAGAACUCGCCAUAUUUCAUCAAGAGGAAAAGAAACGUCUGCAAGGCAUCUUCUGAAGAACUAACGAGCCUGGUGCUGAUUGACCCAAACUCGUUGUUUGAAAACUCAACGGAAAUAGAGAGCGUUUUGGACAAUGACGCAAGGGAUCUUAUUGGAGAUUUUUCAAAGGGUUACCUUUUCCAUACUGUAGACGGGAAGCAUCAAGAUCUGAAGUAUAUUGACCCAGAAAUGAUUGUUGACGUGUUGAAUGGCAAGUUUUCAAACUUCAUUAAGGAGUGCGUGAUAAUUGACUGUCGAUAUCCCUAUGAAUAUGAAGGAGGCCACAUCAAGGGUGCUGUGAACCUUCACAUGGAAGAGGACGUGGAGGACUUUUUGCUGAAGAAGCCCAUCGUGUCAUCGGAUGGCAAACGAGUCAUCAUCAUUUUCCACUGCGAGUUCUCUUCAGAGCGGGCCCCGCGGAUGUGCCGAUUUGUGAGGGAGAGAGACCGACUUGGCAACAGCUACCCCUCUCUGCAUUAUCCUGAACUGUAUGUUCUGAAGGGGGGGUACAAGGAUUUCUUCUUAAAAUGCAAGAGCUACUGUGAGCCCCAAGCCUAUCGCCCGAUGCACCACGAAGACUUCAAGGAAGACCUGCGCAAAUGCCGCACGAAGAGCAGGACCUGGGCUGGUGAGAAGAGCAAAAGGGAACACUACAGUCGCCUGAAGAAGCUCUGAGAGCCGCAAGAAGGGCAGCCAGAUUUAGCCUGCCUGCCUGCCCUGUGGGUGAAAGCGGGGACACAUUAACUUCUCCAUGUGCCUCGCAGGAAUUGUUCACUCCUUGCAUGGGCUUUGCUUCACCGUCUACUGAAUCAUUUCACCCAAGACCAAGCGGAGUCCUUGGACUGCCAUAUUGCAGGCAUGAACCCUUCAAGCGUUUGCGUUCUGUCCGUGAAUCCAGGGUUUCCCCGUAUGCUUCUGAAGACAAUCCAUUUAAACAGUGUGUAUACGGGAAUCAGGGUAGCAUAUAACUGCCGAGCAGAGUGUCGAUCAUGAGAUUUUAAUGUCGAUUUUACAAAUUGUGCCUUUUUAUGUUAGUACAGCCGGAUGAAGCUAAGUUACCUGUGACUGGGUUUCCUGGGUUGUGUCAUGGCCCUAAUUUUGUAUAAGGGGCAAUGAGCAGGGAGGGUUUUUUUUGAGACCUGGCCCCAUCCUCUGAGCUGCACCUCUGAUAUUGCCAGCAUUCUCUUACCACGUGGAGGAGGGGUGUUGGAAGUAUUUUCGUGGAACUUGCAUUUGCUUCCUGUAAUGAAGUAUUUAUCUGCUGCCAAAGAGGAAGCUGUUUUAUCAUGUUCUAACUUAUUCUUGGACCUUGUCGUCACCUUAAACUUAGUUGCUUUUUAAUGCGUAGGUGUGACAUUUUACAUGUGCGACGCCUGGGGCGACCCUGGUGCCAAAACAGCCUGUCAGUGUUCAGAUGCAAACUACCGUCCCUGCAUAUAUACAAUCACACACCCUAUGUGCUCGGCUGUGAUUUUGGCAUCCUUCUAGGGCAGCCUCAACCUCAUGCCCUCCGGAUACUUUGGGCGGCAGUUCAGGCUGGAACAGGUGACUGUUACAGUUCAGAACAUCUGGUGGGCACCAGGUGGGCGAAAGCUGACAUAGAAGGUAAAUCUGGCCUGGAUAGAUCAUGCUGUGUGUUUCUCCUUCCUCCAACUGUCCCCAACAGAGGUUUGCUAACCCUUUUUAAAGAAUUUGGCUCCCAAGUCACUCCCUCAUGCCUUAUUGGAAGGGUGCUGGGAGGUAGGAUGGCAGUGAGUCUUCAUCCGCCCAGUGAGGAAUCAGUGGCUUUCAAGUGUGUAAGUUACACGGCUGUUUGAGGAGUGUCGGCCAAAACAAAUUCCGAGCUGCUUUAAAUUGCUCCAGUUACCAGUGUAAAUCUUGGGGGCAGAAGGAGCUGAAGUAACUCAGAGACUAUGUUGUGCCUGGCCAGAAAGUAUUACAAGCCAGCUUACUUAUAAACAUUAGGGGGAGAACAAGUGUUUUUUAGGGGGAAUUAGUAUUGCAAGCUAUACUUUUCCGUAAUUGUGUUUUGGUCUUUGAAACAAGCCUUCAAAUAUUAUAAGAAAUCAGUCAAUGGCUAAACUCAACCAUGAGGCUGGGACGUUUUCUGCUUCGUAUUUGUGCAGAUGUUUGGUUUUUGGCGAUGUUGUUCCAUAUGCUCAAACUCUUUGAGCUGUGAUGCAAUUCCGUGUCUGCAUCAGAUCUAAAAUACCACCCCCUAGUUUGUUUGCUCUGCUGUUACUUGGCCUCUGUGCAGGUGAUCAGCAGGUACCUCCAAACUGGGGUGGGAUUAGAAGGCUCACUUCAAUGCAAGCCAGUCCUCCCAUUCAGUGUUGAGGAAGGCUGCACCCUUCAACCAGAGGUGGUGCUUAAAUGGGGUGAAUUGCCGUAGCGGAAGUCCAGGCUUUUGCCCUUUCUGCAACAGGGACCAGCGGUCUGCCAGACAUUCUACUGUUUCCUUGCUGGCUGCUUCCUGUGAACAUUCCCAAAGGUGUUCCUGGUAUUUGGAUAUGUAUUGUUUGUUCAAGUUGCUGUUUGUCUUUUUAAUUUGACAUUUGCACAUAAUUCAUUUAAGGGUAGGAAAAACA
Podarcis raffonei (Aeolian wall lizard) is the source of this 3653-nucleotide messenger RNA. RefSeq names its product cell division cycle 25A (gene CDC25A). Lineage: Eukaryota; Metazoa; Chordata; Lepidosauria; Squamata; Lacertidae. Bases 175 to 1740 code for a protein of 521 amino acids. Gene Ontology annotation, biological process: positive regulation of G2/M transition of mitotic cell cycle; protein dephosphorylation; positive regulation of G2/MI transition of meiotic cell cycle. Gene Ontology annotation, cellular component: cytoplasm; nucleus. The transcript is spliced from 15 exons. Gene Ontology annotation, molecular function: protein tyrosine phosphatase activity. The record is from RefSeq and is a predicted model, not a curated record.